AUGCACGUAAAGCAAAAUUCCCUUUAUUAUUGUUCUUGAAAUCAUAUGUAGGCGCUUGUCGUGUUUUUUCUCUCUUUCUUCCUUUGUUUUGUAUUGCCGUGUGCUUCUGCACACACACACGCACACACAGUUUCUGAUCAAUAUUUGCGAACUAAACGUCAUAAUACCACUGCAUUGUAUUAUUGUUCGUACGUUGUUCUGCGUAAUCAAAAUCGAAUCCAAUUUCAUAGUUUUAGACUAAAAAAAAUGAUUAAAAAGCAUUCCUUUCAAUCAAUUUCGACGAAAUGUGAUUUUCAAGCCAAUUUGUAAAGUGAAACAGUUUCUUUUCCUCUCUACAUGAUCGGACAGUGAUUCAUCGCAGAAGUGGAGCAGUAAAUAAACGAAUACAAUUGUUCGUAAUCGGCUAGGUUGAUUAGAGAAGAGUGACAGAGAUAAAAGAAAAAAAACUAGUGUCCAGAAUUGCAUACGAUUGCAAGUGAUUCAGUAACUGUUUAGCUCUUCGCUCGUACAAUUAGAUAUAAGAGAAAACGAACAAUGGAUUCCUGUAUAUCAAUUAAACGAGCUGAGAUUUCAAUAAAGAAAUUCAACGAUGUUGGCCUUCCGCAUCACUUGGGUUUGUUAAAAAAUCACAAGUCAAAUAUCGAAAAGAGUUUGGCACUUGGCGACUUGGACAAGGUAAAAAAAGAGGAAAUCAAUGCCACCCGCGUCAUAAAGCAAUUGAAAAAUCUCAUGUUGGAAAUGGAUAUUCUGCGCGGAAAUGUGAAAGAAAGCGAUCUGGACCGAUUCGAUGAACUAACGAUGCCUGGACGUCAAAAAGCCAAAGAUGCGAUACAAGAAUACCUUGAUUUACAAUUGAAAAAGUCAAUACCAAAUGCAUAUGCUCCAAGUUCGAAUUUUGACUAUCCGGAAGACGGUGAUAAUCGCGAGCAAGGGCUUAGCAAUUUACCGCAGUUACAAACGGAAUUCGAAUUGAAUGAACAUCAGUUGCGAUCGCGCGAAGCGUGCCUAAAUGAAUUUGAAAAUUUACAGCGAGAAAUCGAAGAUAUUCAAGAGUUAUUCGUUAAACUAAAUGGCAGCGUGGUUGGACAGAAAGAGGAUGUGCAAGCGGUCGAAACAAAUGUGAUCGAAACGCAUGAACACGUUGAAGCGGCCGAAAAAAGUCUUCGCCAAGCAUUAACAUACAAAAAAGCAAUGUAUCCGUUGUGCGGUGCCGUACUAGGAUUUUGUGUUGCUGGACCAGUGGGCAUGGUGACAUUCGGUUUGAAGGCUGGCAGUUUGGCCGCAUUUGGUGGUGGACUUUUAGGUGUCACAGGUGGCACUGUGUUGAAAAACAAACAGGAACCAGAACCGGGACCAAAUAUCGACGAAAAGGAAGCGACUACAAUCGACUGAUAUCCGUCGAAAUGCACAAUCAACUGAAUAACUACUAAAAAAAACAAAUCAAGCAUCAAACACACCUAUUCGCUCAGCCAAAUUUCACACAAUCACUUUUAUAUGAGUCAACAGCAGAAGAAAACUGCAUAAUUUUAAUCAAAUAUUUUGAGAUUUUUUAUGGCUUUGAAACUGAAUGUUGAUGCUUGAGUUAAUUUGUACGCAACUAAAGCUAAAAAACUAAGCAAAUAUUAUUUAUGUGAUUAUUGGAUAGAAAUUUUGUUGGUAUUUAGAACUUAUUAUCAUAAGUUGGUUUAGAUAUUUUAUAAAAAAUCCAAAAUUCAACCAGAGAACCCAUUGAGAAUUUAUUUAAUGUUAUUCAAAGUACGAGGUUUUACGUAGAGAUUUAAAUCAAGUUUGAAAAUUAAAAAAGAAACAAAAGAAGAUUUUCUGUCGCCUUAACUCAAAUAUAUUUCCAUUUCUUAUGUAUAAAAAUUCCAAUGAAAAUGUCACACCGAUGAAUGACACAAAGCAAACAAUAAACGGAACACUUUUAAAUUGGAACGAA
Sitodiplosis mosellana (orange wheat blossom midge) is the source of this 1939-nucleotide messenger RNA. It is a transcript of the gene Syx17, whose product is annotated as syntaxin-17. Lineage: Eukaryota; Metazoa; Arthropoda; Insecta; Diptera; Cecidomyiidae. The transcript has 3 exons. Gene Ontology annotation, cellular component: membrane. Gene Ontology annotation, biological process: vesicle-mediated transport. Bases 535 to 1392 code for a protein of 285 amino acids. The record is from RefSeq and is a predicted model, not a curated record.